Parascedosporium putredinis is the source of this 510-nucleotide messenger RNA. NCBI's taxonomy places the organism in Eukaryota, Fungi, Ascomycota, Sordariomycetes, Microascales, Microascaceae. The record is from the annotation of a GenBank genome assembly.
AUGGCCCCCGCUCCAAGCACCAAACUCGCCCCCAUCCCCAAGGGCCGCAAGAUCCAAAAGCGGCCCCUCCCCGCCAGCAACAACCCCCUUCCUCCAACGCCCGCCUCCUCUACGUGUCCUCUUCCACCCCCUCAUGGCCACCGUCAAGCGCGUCCGCAAGCGCCUCGACAAGUCCGCCACCGGCGCCUCGGGUCCCCGCUCGCCAAGAAGAUGGGCCUGAGCGCCCGCAUCGAGGCCCUCCAAAAGGCGAGCGGGAAGAGCACCGGCGCCGGCGCCGGCGCAGAGGUCACCGUCCUCGGCACCGGCAAGGCCGUCGAAAAGACCCUGCGCGUCGCCAGCUGGUUCUCCCAAGAGCCCGACUGCCUCGUCUCCAUCAAGACCAAGACCGUCGGCGCCGUCGACGACAUCGUUGCCGUUGCCGCAGACAACGACGACGACGACGCCCAAGCGGAGGACGAGAGUCGCGUCCGGAAGCUGAGCUGCUUGGAAGUUACUAUUAGCUUGCGAUGA